Arachis duranensis is the source of this 3454-nucleotide messenger RNA. RefSeq names its product filament-like plant protein 4. The record is from RefSeq and is a predicted model, not a curated record. Lineage: Eukaryota; Viridiplantae; Streptophyta; Magnoliopsida; Fabales; Fabaceae.
UAUUCCAUGCUUCCAAAAGGCUGUAACAAUGGACCGACGGUGGCCGUGGAAGAAAAAAUCAUCUGGCAAGGCUGUGGACAAACCAUGGGAAUCUGGCGAUGCUUCUGAUCAGGCCAAUCAGGACAGGAAGGAAGUGAACUACGUCCAAAUCUCUGUGGAAUCAUAUUCACAUCUAACUGGUUUAGAAGAUCAAGUAAAAACAUAUGAGGGAAAAGUUCGAACACUUGAGAAUGAGAUCAAGGAGAUGAAUGAAAAGCUCUCAGCAGCAAACUCUGAUAUCAAUACCAAGGAAACCAUUGUAAAACAGCAUGCUAAAGUGGCUGAAGAAGCUGUCUUAGGUUGGGAGAAGGCUGAAGCAGAAGCUUUGGUACUCACGGCCGAGGAUCGCGCAUCACAUUUAGAUGGGGCUCUUAAGGAAUGUAUGCGACAGAUAAGAAAUCUUAAGGAAGAACAUGAACAGAAAAUACAAGAAGUUGCUCUGGCGAAAACCAAGCAAUUAGACAAGAUUAAGGGGGAACUGGAGGCAAAGAUAGUUAACUUUGAAGAGAAACUUGUCAGGGCUAGUGCUGAAAAUGGAGCACUCUCAAUGUCCUUGCAGGAGCGCUCCAACAUGCUGAUCAAAGUGAGCCAAGAAAAAGCACAUGCUGAGGCUGAAAUUGAGCAUCUUAAGAGCAACAUAGAAUCAUGCGAGAGAGAGAUUAAUUCACUUAAAUAUGAACUCCAUGUUGUUUCGAAGGAACUUGAAAUUCGCAACGAAGAGAAGAACAUGAGUAUUAGAUCAGCAGAAGCUGCUAACAAGCAGCAUGCAGAGGGUGUCAAGAAAAUUGCUAAGUUAGAGGCUGAGUGCCAAAGGUUACGUGGUCUAGUGCGGAAGAAGUUACCUGGCCCUGCUGCACUCGCACAGAUGAAGUUAGAAGUUGAAGGCCUUGGCCAUGAUUACAGAGAGAGUCGAAUAAGGAAGUCUCCCGUGAAACCUGCUGCUCCGUAUUUGUCCCCAUUGACUGACUUCUCCUUAGAGAAUGUACAAAAAUUCCAGAAAGAGAAUGAAUUUCUCUCGGGGCGUUUAUUGGCAAUGGAAGAAGAAACAAAGAUGCUGAAAGAAGCUUUGGCUAAACGUAACAGUGAAUUGCAGGCAUCAAGGAGUAUGUGUGCUAAAACACUAAGCAAACUUCAGAGUUGGGAAACACAGCAUCAGCAGAAAGGAUCCCCAGAAUCCAUCACCCAGAUGACCCAUGCAAGCAAUGCUCCAAGCUUGGUCUCCAUGUCUGAAGAUGGAAAUGAUGAUACAGGAAGCUGUGCUGACUCUUGGUCUACGGCAAUAGUCUCCGGGCUGUCCCAAUUCCCUAAAGAAAAAAGCACUGAAAAAUCAAUCAAAUCUGAAGCCACUAAGAAGUUGGAACUAAUGGAUGACUUUCUAGAAGUGGAGAAGUUAGCUCGUUUGUCAAAUGACACCAAUUUAGAUGAGGUAUCUUGCAAAGAUGUUCCAUCUGAAGAGAACAAUGAUAUAAAGAGCAACGACUUGCUACUAUCAGAGCUUAGGUCAAGAAUAUUAUCAAUUUUUGAGUUCACUGCUAAUGAUGCAGACGUAGGGAAGAUCAUACAAGAUAUUAAGCACAUAAUAGAAACGGACAAAGAAGCCACUUCAUCCCACUAUUCCAACGAAUAUGUGCAGAUAAACUCAGAUUUGGAAGCUGCAAUUUCUGAUAUUCACGACUUCGUGUUGUUACUUGGCAAAGAAGCAAUAUCAUUUCAUGACAUAUCGUCCGAUGGAAGUGAAAUGAGUAAAAAGAUUGAGGAAUUCUCUUUUACUUACGAUAAACUUCUAUGUAACAAUGCAAGUUUGGUCCAGUUUGUUCUUGGCCUGUCCAGUGUUUUAACUAAAGCAAGUGAGUUCAGAUUUAAUGUUCUUGGCUACAAGGGUACAGAAGCUGAAAAUAACUCUCGUGAUUGUAUAGAUAAGAUUGCUUUGCCUGAAAAUAAGCUAGCUCAAGACAAUGCAUCUGGAAAUAGAUAUCAAAAUGGUUCUUCCCUUAUUCUGAAUCCUUGUUCUGAUCCUGAGGUUCCUGAUGAUGGAAAUGUGGUUUCUACAUCGAAGAGCCUCUCCGAUGAAUAUGAAGAAUUGAAACAGGAGAAUCGAAAACUAGUAACUGAUCUGUCACAGUGUGCUCAAAAUCUACAAAUGACAAAGUCUCAAUUGCUAGAGACUGAGCAACUUCUAGCAGAAGUAAAAUCAGAAUUGGCUUCUGCUAUAAAAUCAAACAGCUUGGCUGAGACGCAGCUGAAGUGCAUGGCAGAGUCAUACAAGUCACUUGAAGCACGUGCCCAAGAGCUUGUAACCAAGCUGAAUCGUCUUCAAAUUGAGACAGAAACCCUGGAGAAUAAGCUUCAAGAGGAAAAGAAGGCUCACGAAACCGUAUUGGCCAAAAGCAAGGUGCUGGAGGAGCAACUACAGAGGAUUGAGAGUUCAGCAGCUGAUAGUCGCAUGAAGUCUACACAGGAGAAAGAUUUGGCAACGGCGGCGGAGAAGCUAGCUGAGUGUCAGGAAACUAUAUUUCUUCUUGAGAAGCAGUUAAACUUGCACUUCUCCAACAGCUUAUCUAGCCCAGACAACGAGUCGAGCCUUCUAGCGAGAUCCCCGGUGCGGCAUCACAAAGCAAGACACAGGCCAACCAAAUCAGCCUCCUCACCGGCGGCUUCUUCCACGCCUACACCGGAGAAGCAUGCGCGAGGCUUCAGUAGAUUCUUCUCAUCAAAAGGAAAACCUUCUCGUUGAGUUAUUAAAUUAGCCUCUUUGGUAAUUUGGUUUGUUGUGUUGUUGAGUGGAGAAUACCAUGCAUCAUUGCAUAUAAUCUGAGGCCAUUCUUGUUAUUGUAUGUAACAGCUUUGUAAAUGGUUACUAUAUGCUGUUUUCUUUCGUUUUGAGCUUCUUCUGUAACUUAAAUAGCAGGUAUUGACAUAAGUCUCUCUCUAUAUGUUGUAAUUCUCCUUACCAAACCAAAAACAGAACUUAAACUAUGUUGUAUUUUCCUUCACUAAAUUUAUCUAUACCUUGAUUCUUUGCGAGCAAUAAUAAAAAUUGUUCAACUUCAACUGACAACUAUAUCAACGGUACAAAUUAAUAUACCAUAACAAUAGUGUUGAAUAUGGCGACCACAUAUUUCUUUGUUGUAGCUUUGUGGCAGGUAUGGUGUGUUUGGUUAUCAUAUGUUGGAAUGUAAUGGGCUUGUCCAGGUGCAGAAAAGGAACACUUCCAGAGUUAGACUAAGAACUCAAGUACAAAACAGGAGUGCAAGAGACGGAUGGUGUGUUUCUGCGUGAUCAUAUGGAACAUAUGAUUGGAACGGAACCAGAGGAUCUUUCAGAACAAAAGAAAAAGGGUUGAGGAGAUUCUCAACAUGUCUUUUCUGAACUACAAAGAGUGGUUGGAUGUUAACUCUUUCUAUUGUUGAUGGCA